Molecule: messenger RNA, 2167 nt
Organism: Erythranthe guttata (spotted monkey flower)
Lineage: Eukaryota; Viridiplantae; Streptophyta; Magnoliopsida; Lamiales; Phrymaceae
Product: Pentatricopeptide repeat (PPR) superfamily protein
Molecular function (GO): protein binding
Source: RefSeq, a predicted model, not a curated record
ACACAGAUACACACAAAACUAAUUAUUUUAACUCACUUCACCACUUACGGCUGAUUUUUCAGGCGAAACUUGGCCUCCGGCGAGCACGUGAAUUGCACGCGCCCAGUGUAAGGGUUUGCUCUCAUCUCAAAUUGCACUUUUUUCAAUCGGUAUGAAUUUUAAUCUAUGAGUUCAUCUCUGAAAUCAGCUACCCAUCGUUUGCCCCAAUUUUCCGUCGCCAUUUUCACUGCCCCAAUUCGUCGCUCAAACCCUAGAAAUUGUUCAACCUCGUCAUCUGCUCUUCAAACCCUAAUCAGCAGCAGCAUCGAAAAACCUGUGCGGCACAACCCAUUUUACGAAUUUCUCCCCGAAACCCAGAAUCCGAACAACGUUGUCACGCUCGUCUGCUCAUCUCUCAAGCAAAAAGACCGCGUCUUUUGGGACUAUCUCCAAGAGCAAGGGCUAUUUCGUCAUUUUACCAGCCAUGAAUUGUCGAGGAUACUGCUCAGAUGCCAGUCCGAUUCAUCCGCAACUCUCAGUUUCUUUAAUUGGGCCAGGAAUGACUUGAAUAUCGAACCGGAUGCGCGCAGUUUGUGCGUUAUGGUUCACAUUUUGGUGUGGUCCAAAAAUUACAAGCAAGCAAUGAAAAUCCUGUUAGAAUUGGUGCAGCUGAAUGAAAAUGGAAAUGGAAAUGGUUCGGAAAUGGUGAAUGUGUACGACAGCCUGCAAAUGUGCACAAAUGAAUGUAAUUGGGACCCUGUUGUGUUUGAUAUGCUCAUCAAGGCUUAUCUCCGAAAGGGAAUGGUUAAAGAGAGUUUUCGAGCUUUUGAAGAAACGGUGAAGCUUGGAUUCCUACCGAGUAUUUUUACUGUUAACUGUCUUCUGAAUGGGCUGUCGAAGAUGGAUUAUGUAGAAAAAUGUUGGGAGAUUUACGAAGAGAUGCGGCGGAUCGAGUUGCAUCCAAACACGUGCACGUUUAACAUAUUGACUCACAUCUCGUGUAAAGAACUGGAUGUGGAUAAAGUGAAUGAGUUCUUGGAGAGAAUGGAGGAAGAAGGAUUUGAGCCGGAUAUCGUAACUUAUAACAUGCUUAUCGAUAGUUACUGCAAGAAAUCGAAGUUGAAGGAUGCGGUUUAUUUGUAUAAUAUCAUGUGUAAGAGGGGUGUGGUUCCCGAUCUGUUAACACACACGUCUUUGAUUAACGGUCUCUGUAAGAGUGGUAGUAUGAGGGAGGCUCACCGGUUCUUCCAUGUGAUGGUCCACAGAGGAUUAAAACCCGACGCUGUUUCUUACAAUACUCUAAUACACGGAUAUUGCAAAGAGGGGAUGAUGAAAGAGGCAAAAUACGUCUUGUUCGACAUGAUCGGUAAUGGGGUUUUCCCCGAUGAUUUCACUUGUUGGCAGCUUUUAAAAGGAUAUCAAAAACUGAAUAGGAUGAUAUCUGUAAUGAAUCUGGUUCUGGAACUCACACGCUUCGGUGUUAUGAUUUCCCGAGAUAUAUAUUGCUACUUGAUACUUGCUUUGUGCAAGGAUAAUAGGCCAUUUGCAGCAAAGUCCCUUUUGGAUCAGAUGUCGCAAAAUGGUUAUUUGCCGAGUGAUGAAGUGUGUAAUGAGUUGAUCGAUUCUCUUUGUCGAGGCAAAUUUUUGAAGGACGCGUUGGAAUUGAAACUUGAUAUGGUAUCGAAGGAUUUGAAGCCUAAUUUGAGUGCGUAUCGAGCCAUUAUUGGAGGUUUGUGUGGAUUAAGCAGAAGCAUGGAGGCUUUGUUAUUAAUGAAAGAGAUGGUUAAAUCUGGUUUGCCUCUCGAGAUUGAUGUUUGUAGAGCAUUGAUGAAUGGGCUUUGCAACGAGAGGAAUAUUGUUGCGGCCGAAUCACUUUUGAGUUUAUACGCGAAAGAAUUUCAAAUAUUUGAUGCAGAAUGUUAUAAUGCAGCUGUUAGGGUACUCUCUGAGGAAGGCGACCCCUCUCGGUUGAUGGAAUUCCAAAAAAAGAUGGCGAGAUUAGGGUUUGCACCGAAUAGCCUUACAUGCAAAUAUGUAAUUGACGGAAUGUGGAAAGCUGUGGGAAUGCAGAGACGCGGGCUACUGGCAGAAUGAUCUCAUUUCCAGCAUGCCGUCUGCCCCUUUGUUAUAGUUUCUUCAUUUGGUUUGAAGCAAACUCCUGAAACUGGGUUUAUCAGCAUAUGUUGUC